Tinamus guttatus (white-throated tinamou) is the source of this 951-nucleotide messenger RNA. The record is from RefSeq and is a predicted model, not a curated record. NCBI's taxonomy places the organism in Eukaryota, Metazoa, Chordata, Aves, Tinamiformes, Tinamidae.
AUGCUCCAAGUCGGCGCUGGCAGCACUUUCUCCCUCUCCCGGGAAACGCUGGGAGCCUGUGGAAAAACUAAGGGAUGCUUCAGGUAUGGUAAACCUGGAUGUAAUGCAGAGACUUGUGACUAUUUUCUAAGUUACCGUAGAAUAGGAGCUGAUGUUGAAUUUGAGUUGAGUGCCGACACUGAUGGCUGGGUGGCAGUUGGAUUUUCUUCAGACAAGAAAAUGGGUGGAGAUGAUGUCAUGGCUUGUGUUCAUGAUGAUAACGGAAGAGUUCGAAUCCAGCACUUCUAUAAUGUUGGUCAGUGGGCUAAAGAAAUCCAGAGAAAUCCUGCUAGAGAUGAAGAAGGGGUCUUUGAAAAUAAUCGUGUAACAUGUCGAUUCAAGCGUCCUGUAAAUGUUCCCCGAGAGGAAACUAUUGUAGAUCUGCACUUAAGUUGGUACUACCUGUUUGCCUGGGGUCCAGCAAUUCAGGGUUCUAUAACUCGGCAUGACAUAGACUCACCACCUGUAUCAGAGCGUGUUGUCAGUAUUUACAAGUACGAAGAUAUUUUCAUGCCAUCAGCUGCCUAUCAAACCUUCUCUUCUCCCUUCUGCCUGCUCCUUAUUGUUGCACUGACCUUCUAUUUAUUGAUGGGAACCCCCUGACUGCUGGAAAAGAGCAAGAAUUUGUCAGUGGAAGUUUCUCAGGAUGGAUGGAUAGAUGGAUGGAUGAUGCACUUUUAUAUUGGAAUUUAUAUCACACCACCAUCAUCAUCUAGCUGCUUUUGAACAUAGCUAGCUUCUCUGGAGAAGGAAGUAACAUCUCCAUCGAGUGGCAGAGUGGUGACAAAUCAUUUAAGAAAAAUCAGUGAACAAAUAGCAGAUUUUUUCAAUGUUAUGACUACUUGCUUAAAGAAAAGAAGACUUUUGUAAAAUCUGUGUGUGUAUGUGUGUUUGUGGGGGUGUCUGUGUGUG